AUGUGGCAUGCGAAGCGAUUCCACAUGGCAGACACGUGGGGGUACUCGCUGGCAGCACGGCUGCAUGGCAGGGGGCGUGGCAGCCGGGCAGUGGUGGAGGCGGUAAGCAGGGCGGCCGUGCUGCACGACGCGUCCUACCACUCCGCCAUCCAGCUCACCGGCGCGCAGGCGGACAUCUGCGCGCUGCUUGCGCGCUGCACUCCCCCGGGUGCACUUCCCCUCGCCCCUCACACGCCGCAUGCAGCAUGCACAGCCAGGGGUGCUGGGGCGAGGGGCGAGGCACCAUGGGCAUGCCUUGUCCUCCACCACAGCGUGCCUUGUCCUCCACCACAGCAUGCCUUGUCCUCCACCACAGCAUGCCUUGUCCUCCACCACAGCAUGCCUUGUCCUCCACCACAGCAUGCCUUGUCCUCCACCACAGCAUGCCUUGUCCUCCACCAAAGCAUGCCUUGUCCUCCACCACAGCAUGCCUUGUCCUCCACCUUCCAACCAUCCAAGCGUCACCAUCAUCCUCAUCCUCCCGCAUCUCGCACCUCCUCCUUCCUCCACAGCCUCACCCCUCCCCCCGUUUCCCCUGCCUCCCAUCUCCACUCCACUGUCUCCCCUUCCUCCCCAUCUGAUCAGCUCUGCUCCUCCUCCAGUGAUAACAGCAGCAGCGACGUGAUUGGUCCCGCCAGUUUCAUGUGGCAGCCAGCGGCGUGUGCUGGCGGGGCGGCAGUUCAAGGGUGUGGUGCUGCUGAUGGACCUGGUGAUGCGCCCUUUGCUGCUGCUGUUGGUGCUGCCAGCAGUGGGAGUGGUGGGAGAGAGAGAGGCGGUGGGGAGGUGAAGGGAGGGCAGGAGGAGGGGAUGGGAUGGAAGCAGCGGAGGAGGGAGAGGCAGGGGCGGCGCAAGCAGGAGCAGCGGCAGCAGAGGCGCGUGUGGGUGUGGGUGCACGCACUCAUGCUGCCUGACGCCCUGGCCGCCCUCACAGCCGCCAGUCAGCCUGUAGGGUUUCACCGUUCUCCACCCAUGCAGAGGCAGGAGAGUGGCAGCGAGCACAAAGGCCCGAGGCGGAGGCGGGUGAGUGUGGAGAGCCGUGAGGGCGAGCUGUGUCGCGUGGAGGUGGCGGGGCGAAUGGCCCUCCCCCUGCUGCUCUCCGUGCUGCGCCCCUCCGCCCCUUUGGACGCCCUCUCCCCCGCGCUGCUGCCGCCACCCUUCACUGCUGCUGCUGCCCGUGCCGCCACUGCCUCCCCUGCUGCUCCCGCCUCUGCUUUGCCUGCUGGCCUCCCUGACUCAUCCGUUGCAGCAUCACUGCGCCUGCAGCAGUCAGAAGCGUCCUGGAAGGUGCUGGCGGAGCACGGGGCGUGGCUCCCUGGUGGGGCCGUGGUGGGGUUCAGAGCCGUGGACGCGCGGCUCCUGGCGGGCAGUGGGAGGGGGACUGGAGGGGUAGCUGGUGGGGCGGGUGGUGGGCGCACAAGGAUAGGCUCUUGUGAUGGCCGGCACGCUGGGAGGGCUCAUGUGUCGCACAAGGGUGGUCUGUGUUUCGAUUGGUGGAGAGAUGUAGCAGGAUCGGUGGAUGGGGCCUUUAUUGCAGCUGCUCCCACUUUGUGGGUUUCGAGAGAGCAACGGAGAGCAGCACACUGCAGGGAGGAGCAUGGGGCAGGCAGGGGGAGGGCGAAUCAGUCAGAGGAGGAAGAUGUGGAUAUGCGUCAUGAGUCGGAGGAAGACGAGGAUGCGAAACUGACAAUUGGUGAUAGUGGGGAAGAGAGGGCGGAGAGGCGUGGAAGGGUGGGAGGGCAGCGAGGAGGAGAGUCGAGCGGCACAGCAGCCGCUAUGACUAGCAGCACCCCUCUCCCUCCCCUCGGACCUCCCCCCCAGCGCCUGCUGGAUGCAUGGCGGCGCGCCCUCAAGCUGCAGGGGCUCAUGGGGGCGCGCGAGGCACGGCGCAUGGGGGAGAGCGUGGCGGGGCAGUGGGCACAGUGGCAGGCGGGCAGGGGGGAUGGGGGGAGUGGUGGGGAGGGGCGGGGAGGAGGAGAUGAGGCGUGUGGAGGAGAGGGGCAGGGAGGAGGGGGGCAGGGAGGAGAGGGGCAUGGAGGAGUGUUGUGUGGAGAGCAGGCAGGGUGCGAUGUGGUGGUGGUGAAGCAUGGGUGCGGUGCCAUGCAGGGUGCUGCCGUGACCAGGUGGUCGGUCAUCCUGCCGUCGGACUGCCUGCACGCAUGUUGGCACCCAUUCAUCCUGCACGGCGCUCAUGCCAUCGGGCUCGCCGAGUGGCACACUCUCUUCACAGCCGCGGGUCUGCCUCUCUUCCCUUACGACUAUCCUGAGACCUUCUCCUACAGGUGCCACGUGGCAGCCUCAUAUUUGCUGCAGCGCGCCCGCUACGACCGCACGCCGGCCUCCAAGCGGCCUCUGUGUCCCCCCCUGCCGCCUGCCUGGGCCGCCGCUUGUGGUGCUCGUGGAGGGGUCGGGGGAGGAGGAGAGAGCGGGGGAGACGGAGGGGAUGGGGGAGAGGAGGGUGGAGGAGAGGCAGAGGCAGCAUGUGAUGUUGACUUGAGGGUGGCCCGCUGCUCUGCUGCCGUGCUCUCCGCCUUGCUGCCUGCUGUGCUGCGCCAUGGCUGUCGUGGUGGUGGUGGGGAUGGUGGUGGCAGUGAGGGCGAGGGCAGCACGGCAGUACGACUGGACGGCCAUGGCACAGGGACGAGCGGGAGAGGGCAGGCAGGGCAGGCGGGCAGGGGGGAAGGUGAGAGGGAGGUGAGAGGGGUGGGAGGGGCGCAUGGCUCACGGGUGAGUGUGGAGUGGAGGCGGGUGGGGGAGAGGGCGAGAGGGCCGGGCGCAUGGGAGGAGAGAGGAGCUGUGGGUGCUGCUGGUGGGGGGUGUGGGGCGGAAUGGCAGGGAGGGGGAAGCGUGGGCAUGAUGGAUGUGGCCUCGCCUGCGCCAUGCCCACCACUGCCCCUCCACGGGCUCUCAAGUAGCGCAGCGGCACAACGGCAGCAUGAGCAGCAGGGGACGUGCAUGGUGGCGGUGCGAGUGGUGCCAGCUGGCAGAGGGGCAGCGCAGACAGCAGCAGAGCUGUGUGUACCGUCGCACCAAGACUUCCACCGCUUCUGCUCGCGAUUCAAUGGGGCUGCUGUGCUUGGCGCCCGUGCCUCUGCCUGGCGUGGAUUUGCCCUCCCUCCCUCCCUCCUCCGCACCAGGCUCGGCUCCAUACCUGUUGCUGUGGCUCGGAAGACGAAGCGGCAGCUGCAGAAGCAGAAGCAGAGGGAGAGGCAGCGAGGCACAGAGGAGCAGCGAUAUGUGGCGGGGUUGAGGGGGAGGGAGCGGCUGCAGAGGAGGGGGGGUGAGGGGGCGAGGGAAGAGGGCCAAGGGCGUGGAGGGGCCAGGCAGGGGGCGGUGGAGAAAGGGGCUCGGGAAGUGGUUGGGUUUGUGACGAGUGCUGCACCGCGAGGCAGGUGA
Messenger RNA from Closterium sp. Yama58-4, 3432 nucleotides. NCBI's taxonomy places the organism in Eukaryota, Viridiplantae, Streptophyta, Zygnematophyceae, Desmidiales, Closteriaceae. The record is from the annotation of a GenBank genome assembly.